UAUUGUUAUGUAAAUGAUAAUCGUUUGUCGAAUCGAUUGUACUUAUUACUCCGCAAUUUUAGUUCUUCUCUCUUAAAGAAUAUAUUUCAAUUAAUAUGGCUCCAGAAAAUUUGGAUGACGACGCAGUUGUGAUUUCUGGUAUAUCCGGAAAAUUUCCAAAUAGUAAUAAUAUCAAUGAACUAAUUGAAAACCUUAUGAAUGGUGUCGAUUGUAUAUCGGACGAUCAUUCGAGAUGGCCAAAAAAAUUUCAACAAGUUCCGUCACGUAUUGGGAUAAUGCCAGAUAUUACAAAAUUAGACAAUAUUUUCUUCGGCAUUAGUUCCAGACUUGCGAAUUCGAUGGAUCCAAUAGUUAGGAUGUUAACAUCGUCUGUAUGGGAAGCGAUCGUUGACGCAGGAUUGAAUCCGAUGGACGUACGUGGAGCGAACAUCGGCGUCUUUGCAUCAUUAUCUUUCGUAGAAUCUGAUAAAACUGUUCUUUAUGAAAAAUACGAGCCACAUGGUUUGGGUAUGUUGGGAUCCGCUCGUACAAUGGCAUCAAAUAGAAUAUCCUUUUCUAUGGACUUUGUGGGUCCAAGUUGUACCAUCCAAUCAGCUUGUAUUGGUAGCGCAAUGGCUUUAAAAAAAGCGAUCGAAUCUAUACAAUCUGGUGAAUGCGAGGCUGCGAUAGUUGAUGCCGGAGUCCUUGUAUUGUUUCCGAAUAUCUCCUAUCAGUUGAGUCAAUUAGGUUUAUUAGCAUCGGACGGUGUAAAUAGAUCGUUUGAUGCAAAAGCAUCGGGAUAUACGCGUAGCGAAUCCAUAGGUGUCCUCUUUCUUCAAAAAGCUAAAGACGCUAAGCGUAUUUACGCCGAGAUAAGUGGUGCAAAUGUGAUGUUUGGCGAAUGUACGAAAGAUAACACUGCGAUGCACAAUACCGCUGAGUUUCUAGCGCAAAUAAUGAAGGAAACGUUGGAUCAAAACGGCCUAAAACCGAGCGACAUAACUUAUAUCGAAGCAGAUGGUUCGGCAAUCAAGAAAGUAGAUCGCGAGGAAUUGAAGGCGAUAGAUCUUGUUUAUGGUCAAGAUCGAAGUUCUUCCAAUCCUCUUCUAAUAGGAUCGAUCAAGUCAAAUAUUGGUCAUUCAAGUUGUACUAAUACAAUAAAUUCGAUUAUUAAGGUACUCAUUGCUAUGGAAAAAGAAGUUAUACCUCCGAAUCUUCAUUACGAGGAACCUCCAGAGGAUGCUAAUUGUCUUCGCGAUGGACGCGUAAAAGUCGUUACAAAACCGACACCCUGGACGGAUGGUUACGCUGCCGUAAACACUACCUCUUAUGGUGGCUCCUUUUCUCACGUUAUUCUAAAACGUCACCCGAAAAAUAAGAAAAAGAAAGAACUUUCAAUGAAUGAUAUACCUCGACUUUGCACAAUGUCUGUUCGAAAUAAGGAAAUGUUAACAGAGAUCUUUAAUGCAUUAAAGAAGAAUUAUGAAGACGAGGAAUUCAAACAGUUGGUUUCUGAUCUUAAUGAAAAACCAUUAAAUAACUCUUUGUUUCGUGGAUAUAUAUUAAUGCCACCAGAUGGUAAGACAAAUCCAGAAAAAAUUGUAGAAGAAAUUGUACCUAUAACUGAACAAUCUCAAGAGAUCUGGUUCGUUUUUUCGGGGAUGGGUUCACAAUGGACCGGGAUGGGCGAAUCUCUGAUGAAGAUACCAAUCUUUGCAGAAGCAAUAAAAAAAUGCGAUGCAGUUUUGAAACCUCGAGGAUAUGAUAUUGUGAAAAUUUUAUGUGACAAAGAUCCAACGACAUACAAUAAUAUUAUAAAUUGUUUUCUGGGAAUAGCGGCUGUUCAAAUUGGCCUGGUGGAUAUUUUAUACGCAGUCGGUGUAAAACCAAAUUAUAUGAUCGGUCAUUCUGUGGGUGAACUGGGUUGUUCUUACGCGGAUGGUUGUUUCACCGCUGAGGAAAUGAUUUUGAGCGCUCUAUCUCGAGGUCUGGCAUCGAUAGAAAGCGAUUUGAUACAUGGCUCUAUGGCAGCAGUUGGUCUUGGUUAUGAACAGGUGAAACAUCUUUGUCCCGAAGACAUCGAUAUUGCUUGUCAUAAUGGUGUCGAUAGUUCUACCAUAAGUGGACCAGUUGAAUCCGUAAAAGCUUUUGUCAAAGAAUUACAGGAGAAAGGAAUUUUCGCUAAAGCCGUGCCAUCUGGUAAUAUUGCUUAUCAUAGUCGUUACAUUGCACCGGCUGGUUCAAAAUUGUUGGAAUACUUGAAAAAAGUUCUUCCUCAUCCGAAAACUCGCAGUAAACGUUGGCUAUGCACCUCUGUUCCGAAAAAUGAAUGGCAAUCAGAUAGAGCGCGCCUAUCAUCGGCGGAAUAUCAUACCAAUAAUCUUCUUUCUUCCGUUUUAUUCGAAGAAGUCUUGACCAUGUUACCAAAUAACGCAAUAACUAUUGAAAUUGCACCCCACGGACUUCUUCAGGCUAUUUUGAAAAAAUCAUUGCACAGCGAUUGCGUUAAUUUAGCAUUAACAAGACGUGGCCAUGAGGACAAUACAUCUUUACUUCUAACUACUUUAGGAAAGCUUUAUAAUCUUGGGUAUCCUAUCGCGUUGAAAGAGUUAUAUCCGCGAAUUCCAUAUCCUGUUUCUAAAAAUACACCAUUGAUUUCUCCCCUCGUCCGAUGGGAACAUAGCACUAAUUGGUACGUAAGUUUCUUCGAGGAGUCCAACACAACUUCAUCUUCACAAAAAACGUUCAUGUUGGAUUUAAAAUCAGAUAAAUACAAAUAUUUGGAAGAUUUUAGAAUUGGCAACGAUAUAAUAAUACCUUUAAGUGUAUACUUGCAUUUUGUUCAAGAUAUUCAGUUAUCAUUAGUAAAAGACACUGAUCAAUUUUUCAUAUUUGAGAAUAUUAUUAUUCACAAUGUAUUACUAAAAGUACCGGAUAAUAAUAUCCUUAAGUUGGUAAUUAUGGUGUCGAAAGGGUCGGGAUUAUUUGAAAUAUUGAUGAACAAUAAUAUUAUGAUAGCCUCUGGAACUAUAACAUCGACAAAUAUGUAUCCAAAGGAAUAUCCUGAUGUGAGUUCAUUAAAAAAAGAAAAGCAAAUAUAUACGAGAGAAGAUUUUUAUACGAACCUAUUCAUGCAUGGUUAUGAAUAUGGAGAAUUUUAUAAAUGUGUUAAUAGACUAUCGUCAACCUCUUCAAAUGGAGAGCUUACAUGGAAUGACAGUUGGGUACCAUUACUGGAAGGAUUGUUCCAAGUACAAAUUUUUAAUAGCAAUAAUAAACAUAUAUUGAUGCCAAGUGUAAUACAAAAGAUCGUCAUUAAUAUAAAUGAAUUCAAAAAAGAAACGAACGAAAAAAAAGUUGUACCGAUGAAUUACAACAAAUGGAUCAACAUGAUAGCUUGUACAGGUAUUGAGAUGAGAGGUGUUGAAUUUACGGAAUUAACAGCAGAAAACAUUGGUGAGAAUUUAUUUAUGGACGAAGCUCGAUUUAUUCCAAACGUAGACGAAACGCAGAUGAAUAUGAUCGACGUUUGCCACAUAGUACUAACAUUACUUUCGGAAAAUAUUUGUGAAAAUACUACGAGAAAGAUAAUGCUGGUACAAGAGUCAGCAUCACAUGAUCAAGAUAAUAUUUCAGAGUGUUUUGAUAAAAUAUUGGAGACAACGAAGCAUAACUUCGAAAUAAAAUGCGUUGCUAAAGAGAAUCUUAAUCAGAUGCUUGACGAAAAGUUUACUUUGAUGAUCAUCGACGGCACUCAUUUUAAUGAUAUAAGAAACAUUAUUAAUAAUACAGAUAAAGAAUCAUUUCUAUUGAUAAUCGUAAAAAUGGAAAAUCAAGAUAAACUAAUUGAGGCACUUACAUAUGUAGGAUUAAGUCUCAUUCUAAAGAAAAAAAUAGUUUCUGGUCGUACGGUUUUGCUUUUACGAAAAGUUGAGGAUUCAAAGAAACCAAUUGUCAUUAAAAAUCAGGACAAUUGCAUUGAUCAACUGAAGAAGAGUUUAACAGAUUCAAAAUAUGACAAAGUUAUCUUUUUGGUGAAUACUAUUACAGAAAAGAAUGUCUUUGAGACACUUCGAGUUCUGAAACAAGAGCCAGGAUACAAAAAACUUCAAAUUUUCGAUCUACAAAAUUCAAAAGCACCGAAAUUUUCGCUUGAAAAUACAUUUUAUCAAAACCAGAUAAAAUUAAACCUUCGUCAGAACGUAUUGUCGUCCGAUAAUGUAUGGGGCGCAUACAGUUGGGUGCCAUUGUCUAAGAAAUCUAUUUCUUCGUCGCGUUGGCGAGCUAAUAUUGAGAAAUCUGGUUCAUUAACCUUGACCGAAGAAUUACCAUUGAUCAAAGAGAAGGAUAAAAGUAUUGUUAAAGUAGAGUAUGCUGCAUUCGAUUUAAAUAUUUACGAGCAUUGGUUGGACAAUGACGUCAGUUUAGAUUCUCAGAUAUCUAUCACAGAAUAUUCAGGAACAGACGAAAAAGGUCGCAGAGUAAUGGGACUUGUUCGGAAUUUAACGAUAACGAAUGAGAUCUAUCUCGAUCCAGAUUUUACUUGGGUCAUUCCAAACUCUUUGAGCUUCGAAGAUGCUGCAAUAAUGCCUCAAGUUUAUUUUGCAGCUUUUUGCAUUUUAAAUUCGAACAAAUAUUGGUUAACUAGAACAAAAACUAUUUUGAUACACUUUGGUGCUAGCGACCUAGGACAAGCUCUUAUUAAUUUAUCUUUAUCCUACAAAUUUGAUGUCUAUACGACUUACGAAACGGAUGCCGAAAAACGAGUCAUCCAGUCUAUUCGACCACGUAUACCGGAUUCUCAUAUCCUUUCUGUUGAUAACUAUAAACAUUUCUUACUCGAUAUAACGAAUGGCAAAGGCAUGGAUUUCGUUGUUGCAAGUUAUUCGAUCUUGAACGAUCUCGAAUCUUCUCUAGACGUUGUCAGAUGUCAUAGAAACAUCGUAUUGGUUUACAAUUCUAAAAUAAGUAAUUACGGAACUUUUGGUACAAAUACUUUUCUAAAGGAUAUUCGUAUGUACAGCUACUGUUUGCAAGAUUUAAUGAAUUUAUCAGUGAAAGUGAAAAGCAAUGUAGGGGAGUUGAUGAAAAAAGCUCUACAAGCGGGUACCUUAAAACCACUUAUUUCCCGUAAACUUCAUUUUCCAAAAACGACGCAGGAGGAAAGUAAAAUAGAAGUUAAUCAACAUUACGGAAAAGUAAUAGUCUCUCCGUUGAAACAGGCUAAGUCUUCUCUUAUUGUUCCUAGCUUAUGCUUUGAUAAGGACAAAUGUUACUUCAUUGUCGAGGGUUUGGAUAGCUUUGGUAUGAGAUUGAUAAAAUGGUUGAUUGAUGAAGGUGUUACAAAGUUAUUCGUAGUUUCUAAAGAAACAGGCAAAGAGAGUGAAGAAUACUAUCUAAAAAAAUUGUGUGAACACGGAGAAAGGCUUGUCUUACAAAUGGGAGUUGAUUUGACGAAUGUGAAAGUGGUACAAAAAUUAUUAAAAGAAGCUUCUUCUUUAGGUCAAAUAGGUGCUAUUUUCGACUUACAAAGAGCAAAUAAAGAAUUUUUGUUUUCUUCAUUUAAUUCGAUCACAAUCACUCAAAUAUUUAAUCAAGAAUCAAGGAGACUUUGUCCGUCGCUCGAAAAUUUCGUUGUUUUUGAGUUUUAUAAUGAGAACGAAGCCUCUUCGGAAGUCUUCGCGAUGGAAAAAGUUUGCAAACAAAGAUCAAUAUCGGGUCAACAUGGAAUACUUAUUCUUAUACCUAAUUUAUUCAAAAUUACACAAUCCCAACUUCAACCGAAGGCAGAAUGUUAUUUGGAAAUGGUGAAUUUGUUGAAACAGUUGAAAGUUUUACUCAAAAUGAACUCUUCCGUAAUCUUUUUAUAUCACAAAAUUGUUAAAAAAUCUAUUGUUAUUGAAAAUUUGGAGGAAGAGGAUAUGAAUGAGGAGGAAUAUGAUCGUAAAUGUUUCGAGAAGUAUUUAUAUGUACAACAAUCAACCAAUGAAUUAUUUACUUAAUUUAAAAAUCUCAAUAAUUUACAUCAUCUUGAAGAAUAUUAUUUGGAGCAAUAAUUUUUUCUCGGAUACACACACAACAGAGACACGGACAAACAGUGAUUUUUAUAACACGAUUUGCGCUUAGGAUAUUCUAUCAAAGAAAGUUCGAUUGAAAUAGAUACAUAAAUUUAUUUUAGAGAUUGUUGUUAGUAAUAAAUAAAAGAUAUAUUUAUGAUUUUAA
Molecule: messenger RNA, 6201 nt
Organism: Vespula vulgaris
Lineage: Eukaryota; Metazoa; Arthropoda; Insecta; Hymenoptera; Vespidae
Product: fatty acid synthase-like
Exons: 15
Coding region: 96-5981 (1961 amino acids)
Biological process (GO): fatty acid biosynthetic process
Molecular function (GO): fatty acid synthase activity; oxidoreductase activity
Source: RefSeq, a predicted model, not a curated record